UUGCUUUUUUUAGGCACAGAUACUUCCACAUUUGCUGGGUUUAGAGCUUGCAGCUGUCUGAAAGGAUUUCAUCGUACCCAUCUUUUUGAAGGCUGCACACAAUGCAACGAAGAAGGAUUACAAUGUGUGGAUGAUCAUGUUAAGCUGAAGAAGGGUUACUGGUGGAAAUGGGAAAGUCAGACCCACAAACAAUUUUAUGAAUCAUUUGCACGUAAUCUCUUGGAUUCAAGGAACUCUUCCUCGCCAAAUGCGUCCCUCAUCGAGUUCCCAUACACUGUUCCUACGCCGCACAAAUGUCCACAACCAGAGGCUUGCUAUGGCGGUUUCAAUUCUUCUUGCGCUAACGGCUAUCAAGGACCGCUGUGUGAAAUUUGUAAUGAUGGCUAUUACAAACAGUUUCAAACGUGUAAAAAGUGUCCAACGAAGAAAUGGAUGAUCGGACAACUGUCGAUCGUGGUGGCAGUUAUUCUGGUCAUUAUUUUAGUCAUCCUAUGGUCAAGUAAAAAGAAGCAAAAGGAGGAGAAUAAAGGAAGAUCUACAGUGGAUAUGAUACUUGGAAGACUGAAAAUUGUCAUCGGCUUUUACCAAGUCACUGAUGGCCUGUUACAGACAUUUUCCUAUAUUAAAUGGCCAGAUUCUCUUUCUGUCAUUGGAAAAUAUUCGGAGAUGGUACAGCUUAAUGUAUUUCAAAUUGCGCCUCCUCACUGCAUCUUUCCUGAAUUGAAGGUCAAUGCUUUUAAGAGCUUGUUUGCGAUCCUUGCAAUGAAUGGCACAGCCAUCAUCAUUGCGAUUCUCAUUUAUUGUUUACGAAAGCUUCUACUCGAACGGAGUGCUUCCUGCAAAGAGGAAAAGUUAAAGAAAUCUUCUCAAACGAAAGAGCUGAUCUUCAGAAACCUGUUUUUCUUCCUGUACGUGACAUAUCUCAGUACCUGCUCCAAUACAGCUAGUGUGGUUCCCCCAACUUGCCGUCUGCUUUGUUGGGACAAAACGAAAACCCAGUGUCAAAAGUUUCUUAAGACUGACUACAGUAUCGACUGUGAGAGUACAGACUACAGUCGAUCAGUCAUCGUUGCCUACAUUGCAGUCGCUUACAUACUACUUCUUCCCACAGCAUCACUUAUAGCUCUCUGGAAAGCGCGAUUGACCGUUACAAGUCAGAAUGAAAUGGAAGACGAGCAUCAAAAUCCUGAUAUCAAAGUGAAAAGUAGCGAAGUCACCACAGGCUUGCGAUUCCUUUUCGAAAACUACCACCCGCGCUCGUGGUACUGGGAACUGGUAGACACAGUACGGAAGGUGGUCCUCACGUCAGGUCUGAUCCUGGUUGGUGGUGAAAGCAGAGCAUAUGUGGGACUGGCUUGCGUCAUGUCAGGACUCUAUGGAAUGUUUUUUGCCUAUGUCAGCCCUAUAGUGGAUCCAUUCGAGAACAGGCUAAUGCUGAUAUCUCUGGCUGUGACCUUUGUAAACUUGGGAAUAGGAGCUGUGAGUAAAAUUAACAGCGAGAACAUUCCUGCCUCAAUCGAUCCUUAUGUGGAUAAAAUCAUGUUCAAGGUUCUGGUGUUUGGAGCAAAUUCUUUGGUAAUCGGUCUUCUCGUAGGUGAGUCAAGUGUAAAACUACUUCGGUUAUUAAUUUACCUUUCAAUAGUAUAAUAUUCAACCCUGGGUAUUGUUAUUAAUGACAUUAUAGGGGAAUCAAUCUGACCUGGGACAAGCCCAAGAUAGACUAAUUUGAAUAUAGGUAAUCUGGAACCCGACUUACUCGCAGGGGUGGGCGGGUGAAUCGCCAAUCGCCCUUCGUGUCAACAAAGUGAAGUGAAUGGGACAAAAUGUACUAGAAUUUCCCAUUGUAUAUACUCAUUUGCAUAUCAUUAAUUAAUCCCCAGGGAUGAUAUUUACAAUUCAAAUGGUACGUGAGCAUAUGCCUGCCUGCGCUUGUAAUAGUGAUCACCAAGCUACAAGAAGUAUGACCUGAAGUAAAUUAUGUGUUUUUUACUAUUGUUAACGCUUGGAAUCAACUAACCCAUAAAAUUAUAAGAUGGUUAACUGACCUUAACUGUAUUUGUACACACUUUGUAAACGUAACAAUCGUGUUUAUAUUGGGAAGUUCAGUAAUAAUAAUCCAGAUGGCCAAAACUUUCAUCUUUUGGCCAUUCUUAUUCUGAAGUAUCCACCUUAUUCUGAGCUAUCCAAACAGAUACUUUGCUAUGAAUAUACAGUUUACAGAUAUUUAGUACCUCAUCACCCAAAGCAUUUACUGGAAUAAAUAUAAAUGCUAUUGUUCUUGGCACCUUUGUCUAGCUAAGAUAAGUACAAGUUGACAGGUGUGCUUGAUAACCUUGUCCCCGUCUGAGGGAGUUGUUGUCCUAUCAGGGUACUAAAGUUGAGGGUGUUAUCCUAAACAGGGUAUUGGUUUCAAACCCUCAGCGGCUCACCUAUACCCAAGUAUUGGUCGAGUACCCCCACCCCUGCCCCCCGGCCUGCUAUCCUAGAAGCAAGCUUCGAAUUAACUGAGCCAUAAUUAAACAAUAAUUGACUGCAUUUGUACCCUUUUUGUAAACGCAACAAUCGUGUUUAUUUUGGGAAGUUCAAAAUAAUAAUCCAGAUGGCCAAAACUUUCAUCUUUUGGCCAUUCUUAUUCUGAAGUAUCCACCUUUUUCUGAGCUAUCCAAACAGAUACUUUGCUAUGAAUAAGCUUUACAAUGCAGUCGCGGUACUGUAAUUAAACAGACAUUGUUUGCUCCUUGCACUAAAUUCUUACAAAAAGAACGUGAAAAACAACUAACCUCUAUGUAGGCUUUGAUCCAUAUUUUGGAGAAACCAUUCGCAUCUUGGCCUUUUUCAGUCUUUGUAUACUUAUUUCUUUGAACACAACAAGGUCGUGAAGAGUCGGAGUGAUUUGCCGAAAAAUAAUUUUAUUCAGUUCCAGUCUCCGAGCGGAUACCUGAUUUUGGAGUAUCCAUUCUAGUCACGACCUAUCAAAAAUGUGGACUUGCCAAGACACGCCUGAGACACCCCUCCCUUCCUUUUGAUAGUCUCCCCUACCCCACCCGUACAAUCUGUAGACGCGUACGUACGUAUGUACGUACGUACGUACGUACGUACGCUCGGUCAAUCACGUGACAACCAAACGAAAAGAGGUUGACCAUAUUCCAUGAGUAUGGGGCUCUGUCCCACGCGCGCUUCGCGCGCGCGGGAGCCCCGCUAUCAUUAAUUAAUCCCCAGGGAUGAUAUUUACAAUUCAAAUGGUACGUGAACAGGAAGCCUAAGCAACCACGACGACGAAAACGUCAACGUCAAAAAAGAAAAAACAGAAACGUUGCCUACAUUUGACAAAUUGAGGGGAUCCAAAUAGACGUCGUCUUUUCCGUCGUCUUUGCUUAAGUUCCCCAAUCACAAGUAGGACGAUGCUGUUGGUUUUCGGCCGAAAUUUAGUUCACGAUGUAAAUCGGUUAAGGUUCAACCUCCAUUCUAACUGUAAUUGUAUUACUGUAACAUGUGCCUUAAUUGAGCAGCUGCAAAUUUUGGGAUUUUUCGCGUCCUUGCAAUAAUUGCACAGUUCACAAUUCAUCGCGUUUCUCACAGUCAGUGAUCUUUACUAGUAGUUAUAAGUAUUAAAGUAAGUAAGUAAGUGUGUAUGUAAGCACUGCUAAGUCAGUCCAGUGGCGGAUCCAGGAGAGGGGCCCGGGGGCGCGGCCCUCACCCCCCCCCCUUAUUUUUCGACCAAAAUGAGGCCCGAAGGGCCGAAAAUAAUUUUUGGGGUACUGGGCCCUCUUCCCCUUAUCUCAGGGUCUGAAUGACAGUCCCCCCCUAUCUGAAGGUCUGGAUCCGCCCCUACAGUCAGUCAGUAUAAGUAAGUAAUAUAGAAGACUUGAACUUAAAGCCAAAAUAUUCAUAGAGAAGAGUUAAGACACUACAAGAGAGGACUCCGCCUUAUAAAACGUCAAGUCAACGUGUACGUUUUAAGAAGGUGUUUUUGAAAGGGAGAGAUGACUUCAGACAGUCCUAAGUAUACGUAACUAUGACUUUUGUUUCUUUGCAGUUCAGUAUAUUGUAUACAUCUAUCGCUUUAUAAAAGAAUGGCUCAAGAAUCCCAAGUGCUCUUUCUCUUGCUGUCUGGCCUUGCUACUGCCUUUGAAUGAAUUGCAGGGAGAACUACGUGGAUUUGCUGGAAGGAAUGUUUUUAAGAGCCAACUGCAAAAAGGAAAAAUGAAUAUGCCGUCAAUUUCAACCUCUUUCCAAGAUACUGGUGCUAUUAACUUUAGUUUGGAAGAAGAUCAACCCAGCCAGGCAGGUGAAAGGAAUUCUGAUCAUGAGGAAACACCUGGAAGCAAGAGCGACAAACAAACCCAGACUCGAGAAAGCGGGAAAGAAUCCAUCUUUACCAAAAUUUCAGUUCAUGAAGUUCCAGAAAUGACAUACGAUACGUCUUUUUAA
This is a messenger RNA of Porites lobata, 4431 nucleotides long. The record is from the annotation of a GenBank genome assembly. Lineage: Eukaryota; Metazoa; Cnidaria; Anthozoa; Scleractinia; Poritidae.